Messenger RNA from Drosophila grimshawi, 2810 nucleotides. Its product is annotated as cell wall protein DAN4. Lineage: Eukaryota; Metazoa; Arthropoda; Insecta; Diptera; Drosophilidae. The record is from RefSeq and is a predicted model, not a curated record. The transcript is spliced from 9 exons. Bases 50 to 1777 code for a protein of 575 amino acids.
AAGUGCUCCAAUUGGCGAGCGACUACUGUACUUGUCUUGCGAUUGCGUUAUGCUUGUCAAUAGAUUUGUGGCCAUUGUCCUUGUGGCCAGCAUCAGCCUUGCCCAAGCCUAUCCAGCGCUGCUGCCAUAUAUCUACAAUCCGUCGAAGCGCAGCGAUGCCGUCUUUCCACAAAUCGAGGACGAUGUGGGCGAGUUGGAUCAGCUGCGAAAUGAGCAGCCUGUAGUGGGCAAGAGACAGGAUGAUGGCAGCACUGCCCGCACCACAACCACCACUAAGGAGAGCGUUGAGAAGGUAAUCGCAUCACCGGAGGACGGCAGCAAGGAGCAGCCAGCUGCUGCCAUUCAGCUCGAUUUGGAGCGCCAGCUGGAGGUGGCCACACCACUAAUGUCCAUGUCCACGACGACGACCACUAGUACAUCUGCCACAACAACAACAGCGGCCUUCAAGGAUGACAGCGAACGCUCCCAGCUGGAGGAGCCCAAGACGGCAGCGAAGCCGGCGUCGGAGCAUGGAGCACAUGCCAAGUGUAUAUCCACGAAACCACCCAAAAACCAACAGGCUUUCUACGGUGCAGCGCGUCUGGCAUUUGGCCAAAAUCCCGAAGUGUUGCCAACAUUGCCCACAACAACCACAUCGACAGCUGCGUCCACAACCACAACAACAACAACAACACCAUCGACAACAACUACAGCUGCAACACCAGUUGUUGCCACAGAGGCAGUAGUAGCAGCCGGAGCAGCUAUCACAGCCGCUGAAAGUGAAUCCGAGCCGGUUGAGGAUGUGGCAGAGAUUGAUGCAGAGACUGAUGAUGAGGCGGGCGCUGCGAUUGAGGGGAUGCCGGACAAAUUGCCAACGGCUAAUCAGAAUAAGCAUGGCGAUAUCAACAAGGAGACCAUCGGCGACAUUCUGAUCGAUCAGCUUGAGGCGGUGGCCAAGACCACAGAGCGGCGCUCCAGCAUGCCCCAUUUGACGGCCAAGACCGCUCAGAGUCUACUGCGUAAUCCCAGUGGCCAGUAUUCGUCCUUCGAUAUGGCUCAGUAUGUGUUCUGGACUGGCGAUGAGACGGGUGUGGCCCGAGCUGUUGAGGAACUGAUCGAUGAGAACUUGAUCACCCGAGAGAGCGCUCUGAAGUUCUUGCGUGAUAUUCGUCUGGGAAUUGAGUUUUUGCAGCGUUCCUAUGCCAAUCGUAUUUUCCCCGAGGAGUUGCGUCAGAAUCAUCUAAAGCGCAACACUGCACCCAGCACUAGCACCAGCACCAGCACAACAUCCACAACAACCACAACAACCAGCACCACGACAGAGAAACCAUUCAUCCACAUGGAAUCCGAUCUAGAAGGAGUCACGCCUGAGGUGGGACACGCCAAGAUCCUGGACAGCUUCAAAUUCUGGAACAAGCUCAAGACGCUCGAGAAUGAAACUCCCCAAGAUCUAACGGACUAUGAUGAAACCAUGGGGCGAGCCAAGAUAGUUGAGUAUCUAUACAAUGAGUACAGCUUAGAGGAAAUUCUCUACAAGUUGGCCAAGGUAAUGUUCGCACAGUCCCUGGCACAUGGUUCGGAUGAGGCUCAGCAGGAGCUGCAGAAGCUAACCGAAUUCCUGGAGCAUGAGGGCAAUUUGGGUGUUAUACCCGUCGAUUUGCAGAAGAAAGUUUUGCGGGUGUUGCAUCCUGCGCUGUCGGAUACUUUAACCGAACAUCCCGAGCUAUUGCCAGCGGCGCGUGUUAACUUGGCCAAUCCAUUUUUCAGGCUUCCAAUGCAUACUCCCAGCGCUGUGUAGAUUGCAAACGUUAUCAGCAAGUCUAUAUAUAUAUAUAUAAAUAUAUAUAUAUAUAUAUAUAUACAUUAAUUAUCUAUAUUAAAUAAUUACUAAGUUAUUGGCAUAUACAUAAAAAAAAAAACUAAUAACAGAUCAUAUAUAUAUAUAUAUUAUAUUCUGUUCAAGUUGAUUGCCAUAUAUAAAUGCGCUCUCUCGGAAUUGCAUACUGGUUACCUAUGCCUUGGGUAGUUCUAAAUUUUCGUUCUAUAUACGUAAAGAAAUAUCAAAAAAAUUGAUUUUAAUUUAGUUUAGUAUUGAUUGUAACAUACAUGGAAAAAAAAACUCUCGUGAUAUUUUUGGCAGGCUAGAAAAGUACGGGGAAAUCAGUUAGAGGAAUCAAAGUUGUUUAUAUUUAAUCAUUAUACGACAACCCUUCGACAAGAAGAUGUGGAGCAAAAUCAACCAAGCAAAUGAGAGACUUGCGCUAUAUGGAGCUUUUAAAACUAUAUAUGUAUGUAUCUAUAUGUAUUUGUAGAGAAAAUGAUUGGAAUGCUUGCUUAUAUUUGAUAUGAGUUAGUUGACAACUGACAAUUGAUGAGGUUGAAGUUAAUAAUAUUAUUUAUAAAAAAAAAGAAAACAUACAUCCCUACUACAUAUGAGAAUACUAUAUAUAUGUACUACGUAUGGUCAAUAUAAAGGCAUAUAUAGGUAUAUCUAUAUAAUGAGUAUAAAGGCAUCGUUUUCCGCACCGUUUAAUAAUUAAAAUCAGUGAAAGCAGGAAAGGACUUUAAGUCCGCAUAUAUCAGUAGCACAUAGAACUGCUUAUCCAAUAUGAAUAUAUAUUAUAUAUAUUUUUUCUUAUCGUAAGCCUUUACAUACACACACAUAUAUACAUACAUACUGAAGUACAUACCCUACUGAAUAAAUACAUAGCUAACAAAUCGCUUGAUACUUACAUACAUAAAAUAUUGAUUGAGUGUUCGAUUAAAUUGUUUGUUCGCCAAUUACGUGUACUGUAUAAUUAAACAAUUAUUGUUUCAACAUACAUAAUAAU